AUGGAAACCAGACAGCCAUCCCGUGGACAACACACCGCGGACCGGGUGUACCAGCGCACCUACAAAGCUUGUAUCUCCUGUCGGCAACGCAAGGCUAAAUGCGAGUUGGGAACGGGAGAAGAUGGUACUCCGAUCGGGCCUCCGUGUGCGAGGUGUCGGAGGGAGCAGAAGGAGUGUUUGUUUAGUGAGAAGAGGGCGUGGGAGAGGGGAAAUAAGAGAUAUGCGGAAGAUGGUGUUGAUACGCUUUCAUCAAGUACACGAAGAAGGCGAUUAAAUGAUGUUGGUGAGAGACAUCAUUCGCGUGAUGUGUCAGAGUAUGGACCUAGUCCGGGGAACAAUGACACCACAUUUGCAGAGAAUACCGGGAAUAUCAACGAGAGCGGCCAAAAUAGACAACAACCAACCUCCAGUCUCGGUAAUUCGAUGAUGCGCACUGUCGUUGCUAGCGGGAAUGAUGCUUUGAAUAUCCUUUUCGAAGCUGCUGCGGCCCACAGUCGUGGAAAUGGCACGGCUGCAGGUGCUCAACCGGGAAACGCUCUGUCUUCCGAGAACAGAACUACUAGAAGCGAAGAUUCAUUAGGUGGCUACUCAGGCGCCGAUUUAGAGGGUUCAACGAGCAUGGUGCACCCUGUGAAAAUCUCUCGGGUGUCGAAAGAGGUCCUCGAUGUGUGGGAGUCAUGCCGUUUUGUUAAGAUGGGAUGGUUUACUUCCAGGGAAGCGGUGACAUUUAUUGACCUGUUCUUCAAGAAUAUGUCUCCAUUAUCCCCGAUCCUUACAGACUUCUACGGAAACCACAAAAACCAUUACUGCCUACUCACACGCGAUCCAGUCCUCUGUUGCACAAUCCUGAUGGUAUCAGCUCGCUAUCACGUAUUACCAGGAGCUGGCGGCGAAUCAAGAAACUUCUUCAUCCACCACCGACUCUGGCAGCAUUGCCAGCAACUAAUCACACGCCUCAUAUUUGGUCAGGACAAAUCUACUUCGUCAAAGAUUCGCGGCAUUGGAACUAUUGAAGCACUUCUAUUGAUGUCCGAAUGGCAUCCUCGUUCACUGCAUUUUCCUCCGGAAGUUGACGGUUGGGAUUGUGACCUAAUGACAGGGACUACCGAGUCUCGCGCAAACGCGGACGAGGAAGAUAUGCUGUCUGCUAACCGGUGGCUAGAAGAUAUGAUCGAGCCUGCUAGAAGAUCGGAUCAAAUGUCCUGGAUGUUACUUGGAUCAGCCUUGUCGCUUGCACAUGAACUUGGUAUUUUCGAGGUCGGGGAUAAGGAACCGAAUUCUCCAUUAGAACCGGAAGGGCACGUGCCGGGUGACCAAAUGAAAUUCCGCAGGCAGCGCGUACAGCGCCUACUAUACGUGUAUAUCAACCAGUUGGCAUGGAGGAUAGGGUGUAUAUCGCUUAUGCCGCAGAGCUUGAAUCACGCGAUUAUAAGCGGGCAAGCGACAAGAGAUCUCAGCCGCUCUGGAGAUGGAUGGUUCACGUUCAUGGACUCAUGGAUGGAUUUGACCAAGUUGGCGAAAUCGGUGACUGAUACUUUCUUUCCUUCUGUUUCGUUUGCGAGGCAGCAGUUGCAUAGUGGUCGGUAUAUUGAUUUACUGGAUCAUUUUCGACCGUUGCUCACUCAGUGGAAAGAGAAAUAUCUUCGGCCUCAAUUAUUGGAUAAGCCAUUUUUCAAUAUCCUCUUUAUAGAAUACCACUUCGUCCGCGUCUAUACUCACUCAGUCGGAAUGCAAGCCGUUGUAGAACGUGUCCUCGCAGAUGGCGAACCCAAUUUGGAAGAAGUGCGCCCUCUGAACAUUGACUCCAUCGAUUAUGAAUAUAUCCAAGAAGUCAUCGAUGGCUGCUGCCAAAUCCUUCAAAAGGUCACCCAGCUCGCAGAAAUUGGUGCAUUGCGAUUCUCACCAGUCCGGAUUUUCUUGCGCAUCACAAGCUCGUCCAUAUUCCUAAUGAAGGCCCUAAGUUUGGGCGCGCGCCAAGCAAAACUGCGGGAGUCACUCGACAUCCUCGAGAGGACCAUCCAGGCGCUAAAAUCCAAUGCUCUGGAUGAUAUCCAUCUGAGUAGCCGUUACGCUACACUACUGGACUUGCACGUCUCGCGUCUACGACGCAACCUAUUAGUAUCUUCAAAGGGCAAGAACAGCCGUGGAACUACCACAACAUCUUCUACAUGCCCACCUUCACGGCCUGAUAAUGGGACUGCUAAUGGCAAUACGACAAUGGUGAACAGUACACCAAUAUCACGUAGCAUGUCGGAUAUCAGCUUCAUUCCAUCGCUGAAUGAUAUGGCUGCGGACGAUUGGCUUUCGUUGCCGUUCGACCCGUCGAUGGCUCCAUUUGGCAUUAGUAGUGGUGGACAGAUACCGGCGCUUGAAGGAGGGGCUCUGGAUUUUAUAUGGAACUUACCAUCAUGA
Messenger RNA from Aspergillus chevalieri, 2412 nucleotides. RefSeq names its product putative C6 transcription factor. The transcript has 4 exons. The record is from RefSeq and is a predicted model, not a curated record. Lineage: Eukaryota; Fungi; Ascomycota; Eurotiomycetes; Eurotiales; Aspergillaceae. Gene Ontology annotation, molecular function: zinc ion binding; DNA-binding transcription factor activity, RNA polymerase II-specific. Gene Ontology annotation, cellular component: nucleus. Gene Ontology annotation, biological process: aromatic amino acid catabolic process; positive regulation of transcription by RNA polymerase II. The coding region runs from base 1 to 2412 and encodes 803 amino acids.